Manacus vitellinus (golden-collared manakin) is the source of this 2541-nucleotide messenger RNA. It is a transcript of the gene TMEM69, whose product is annotated as transmembrane protein 69. The record is from RefSeq and is a predicted model, not a curated record. The coding region runs from base 137 to 898 and encodes 253 amino acids. NCBI's taxonomy places the organism in Eukaryota, Metazoa, Chordata, Aves, Passeriformes, Pipridae. The transcript is spliced from 3 exons.
GCCCGUGGGCAGCGGGGCUCCUUCUUCUUCCUCUCCCCUUUCCCUCUGUGCGGGGACUUUGGCCGUGCGGAGCCGCCGCCCUUCCCCGGAGCAGCAGGACUGGGAACUGCCUUCCCCGGACGUUGAUAAAACAAAUAUGUUUCCUCUCAUACAACGAUGCUGCUUCCACACAUCUUUCAGACUCCAGAAGUUAACGGGUCCCAGGCUGCUGCUCCGUGCAGAGAAUAAGACAACUUGGUCUUCCCUUGGCCUCUGGCUCCGGAGGGAUGUGUGUCCUCUCUCAAGACCUCCAAGCCUCAAACCAGCAUCAGUUUAUGCAACCCAGCUCCAGGCUUUUCACACCUCUCUCCCUGUCUCCAAGAAGAAAAAGCCUCCAGAAUCUGAGACGGAAUCCGAAAAAAGCAAGGAAUCCCUGAAGGACGUUCCCAAGCCGGCCCUUUACCUGAGCCUGGGGGGGCUGGUUCCCUUUGUGAUGGCACCACUGGCCAUGGUCAUCCAGGGCACCUACUACCCCGAGGUGGCCUUUGCUCAGGUCACAUACGGUGCUGUGACAGCCUCUUUCCUGGGGGGAAUGAGGUGGGGCUUUGCCCUUCCGGAAAACAGCCCAGCCAAGCCAGACUGGCUGAACCUGGCUAAUAGUGUCGUUCCUCCUGUGUUUGCCUGGCAGGCCUUGCUCUUCAAGGAUGCCACCUUGGGAGCAGUGAUGGUGGUGAUGGCCUUGGGGAUAGCUCUGCAUUAUGACAUUGCCCUUCUUCCCCCUUACCCGAGAGGCUUUAAAAGACUGAGGGUGUGGGGAACAGUGGUGAUGGUGUUAUCCCUAUUGGCCACUGCAGCACUGAAGCUCAUUUUCGAGGUGCAGAGACUUGAAGGCAGAGAUAAAUGGCAGAACACAAAAUAAUAAAUCAAUAGGGAAAAGAUAUUGUCUGCCAGUAAGAUAUUUGCAUGGAGUUCCAGGAGAAAUAAAGAACUGAUUUGUGCUUAGAAGUGAUGAUGGCAGGGAUCAAGAUGCUUACUCUCAAAGCAAACUUGAUUUUCCUACUGACUUUCGAGCUAGUUUAGGAGGGAAGGAUUGCAAAUAGCAAUGACUUCCAAGGUAAACGGGAGUCUGUCCUUAUCCAUGGAAUAAGGAAUCACUCUUUAACGAGAUAUUGCUGUCAUAGGAAUUUCAAAUGGAGAUUCAAAAUGAUGUGGGUAUGAAUUGCUGUAGGCUGAAUUAUUAAAGUAUCUGGUUUAACUAUAAUGUGUGAUCAUGUUCUGAGAUGGGGAGGACAACUGUGUGGUCACAAACAGUAACAAGGUGAAAGCAGUUGUAGUUUGGUGCUUAAAGCAGCAGCAGAGAACUGUGCACAAGCACAUCCGUGUUCAGUUCCUGUGUUCUGGAACAAGACUCCUAUUUCCCCUGAGAAGGUGCUGAAAAUCACGGAAUCAUUUGGGUUGGAAGGGAUCUUAAAGAUCAUCUCAUUCCAACCCCCCUGCUGUGGACAGGGACACCUUCCACUCGACCAGGCUGCUCAGAGCUCCAUCCAGCCUGAACACUUCCAGGGAUGCUGUGUGAGGAAGUGCUCUGUAGAGUCAGUAAGAAAGGACAGGUGAGGUUUGUUUGCAGGGCAAGCCAAGGUCAGCACUCACCUAAUUUGUGUCAUUCAGUUGCUGUGCUGGAGUGGGGAAAGCUGAAGGGGGAGCUUUGUAUCUUUGACAAGGCACCAGAGAAGACAGAAGGUCAACUUCCUGCUCAGGCUUACUGAAAUAAAAAAGGAUAUGUGGGCCACCUGCUCUGAGGUUUUGUUUGGAAUUAGGGCUGCCCAGCAAAGGAAGCUGCAUGCAACACAGCCAUGAAGAUCUGUCACACUCCUAAAUUAAAGCACUGCAAACUGAUGUUAUACACACAGACAGAGGUACAGUAGGACACAAGGACUCCAGUGCUGGCACUAAGGGAUUAGUUAAGGGAUUGAAAGUAGUUUGUGUCUUGUCCCUCCUAAGAAUCCAUACAUUUGAGCACCCAGAACAGGUACAGAUGCAUUUGUAGUCUGCAAACCCUCCAUGAUGGGCCUGUUACUGAAACCCCUGCAGAAGCAGAUGGCCUUUGUACUUCAGUCUUCCUAAUACAUCAUUUAGUGGAAGAAGUCACGUGGAUUCUCUUCUCUAGUCUCAGGUACCUCCAGAAAGCUAUGAAAUUGUAUGUGAGCAUGUUUAUUGUAAGCUUUUAAUUGUAAGUCUUUAAGUACAGUACAAUAUGCAAGAAAGCUGAAAAGUGACGUCCACACACGGUUUUAGGACCAGAUGAUCCUUGCAGUUGUUUAAAUCACUAACCUUUGUUGUUCUACCCGGACUAAAGCACAUACUGUCACUUAAACUUUGUUCAUUCUGCAAAGAACAGAGGUUUAAGAAGCCUGCCUGUCCUGGAGAUAGAGCCAUCUUGUAUGAUAUUGCUGAAACAGCAGCUCUGUACACCAGCCUCUCACUUUGGCAACCUGUCAACUUUUGUAUGUUAACAGCAUCAUCCCUCUGAAACAAAAAUAAAAUUGAGUUUAUGAACUAAAA